Anas platyrhynchos (mallard) is the source of this 2465-nucleotide messenger RNA. NCBI's taxonomy places the organism in Eukaryota, Metazoa, Chordata, Aves, Anseriformes, Anatidae. The record is from RefSeq and is a predicted model, not a curated record.
GAUAUUUCUUUUUGCUAUAUAUAUAUUUUUAAGUUUAAUGCUAAUUAAAUAAAAUGUCCUUCCCUUUGCACCUCUCAGAGGCUGCUUCACUUUCGGAAACCGCUUUUUGUGGGCGGCCUCAGCAUGUUGGGGAGCAGAGGGCAGCAGGCGAGGCUCAGACACCCAACGUCGCUUCACCCAGCUUUACCUCCAGGAAAAAAAAAAAUAUAUAUAUAUAUAAAAUAAUAAUAAUUUUCUUUUUCUGCCCCUGCACCUGGCUCUGCUGCUCCCUGGGGACUGCUGGCGAUGGCGCUGACAACGGUUUACACCGACCUGGAAUUGCCACCGGGUCCCAGAGGCAUCCCACAGCUCUCAAAGCCUCCCAGACGCUGGUGGUACUGGGUGAUACUGGGAGCUGGAUUGCUUGGGGCCACCUUCUUGGCAAACAUCGUGCUGAGGCUACUGCAGCAACACGUUUCAGAUGGAAACAGCCUCAAUCCCACUGGCUCAUGCUCCUGGGAAUCCUGCCUGGGCAAGGACACCCCCAGCUCCAACUGCUCCCUGAACUACUUCCAGCUGGGGCUCAGAGAGCGGCUGUGCGAGGCCAAGAGCCACCAGGCACCAGGUGCCGAGGGCUGCUGGCUCUGCCCUGCGGGCUGGCAGCCCUUCGCCACCAAAUGCUACUGGGUUUCUGCAAAAACCCUGCCCUGGGAAGAGGCAGGAGGUGACUGCAAGGACAGGAGGGCAGAGCUGGUGGUGCUGAAGAGCAUGGAGGAGAAGGACUUCACUGGGGCCAUGAGCAAAGAAAUACCAGGGAGCUGGACGGGGCUCAGCACCAUCCCGACUCAGGGCGAGGAGUGGACGUGGAUGGAUGGAUCCCCUUUGCAGGAUGAUUUGCUGCAGGUGGUGGGGGAAAGGAGGGUGAAUGCCUGUGCGGCGAUAUCGAAGGGGCAGCUCCGCUCCCACUUGUGCAGCAUGCCGUUGCAUUGGAUUUGCCAGAAAGAGGCCACCAAGAUUUAAGCACAGCUUCAACUGAGGGAGCCACGACAAGGCACAAACGGGAUGGGACACGGCACCAGGAUGCCAAAAAGCAGCUCCAGAGCUUCGAGGCUGGUGGCUUCUCCCAGCUCUGCUUCGUUCCUCUGCUUUCCCUUUCUCCUCCUACCUCUGAAUCCCGUAAAAAAGGGCAUCAAGCCCUCAAGCUUCAGAGUGCUGGACAAAUGUUUUUUCCAAACCUUUUGGAUAUUCCCAAGUCUCUCUGCAACUGCCGGAAGACACGAGUGGCUGAAGGAUCCUUUGAUCCCAGAGCUCCACGCUGUUGUUUCGAGGAGUUUCUACUUCUGCAAGCUGAAGUUAAAAUAAAUUAAGACAUUUCUUUAAAUAAGGCACCGUCAGGAUCCCUACACAAGGGGGUUUAAUGAUAGCAGCUUUCUCUUCGUCAUCUUCACGGCGUAAAUUCGGAGGCGACUCCAGGAUGCAGGAGGAUGCUGCAGGGGGGCAGCUCAGGGCUCUCCUCCAACUAUGCUCCCCCAGUCAUGGACAUCGAUAGUAAUAGCAUGGGCGUUGAUAGUAAUAGACUUAAAGGAUUGUUUGUUACCUUUUCUGAUUGUACAUAUGUAUAGCCGUACUCGGGUUUGGUAUGUAAAAGCAAUGUUCUGUAUAUCUAGAAAGUUUGAUGUUCUUGUGUACAUGUUGGUAGAGCAUAGACUCCGCAUGCACCCAUCGCUCUUUUCUUGCCUUUUAUAAAUAUUACUAAAUUCAGAUUGAGUUGAGACUUCAUUUAUACCAAUGGCAAAGUUUUCCAAAUUCUGGCAAGUCUUUUACAAACAAUCCUUUAAGUUUAUUACUAUUAAUGUGCAUGACUGGGGAAGCAUAGUUGGAGUUGGUAAUCCUGGUUGAAGUGCUCCCGUAUCUUCUAUGACUUCAUUAAAUUCUCUCAGAUAAUAUAACAGUCUCCAUUUUCCAUUCCUUUUCUUGAUUACAAAUGGCAGAGAAUUCCAGGGCUAGUCGUGUGAACAAUAUAUCUUGCUUUAAGUUCAGCAACUCAGCCUUCGGGCCUUAAGUAUCCUAAUCUUCCCGGAUCGAAGGGAAACGUUCCCAGCUCCUUUUCAAGGCCAAUAGGGCCUGGAUCAAAAGGCAUGUUCAGGUCACCAGGGGGCAAAACAGAAAAGGCCUGCGAUGGCGGUAGCUGAAAGAUGGUGACAAGGAAGAGUCACCAACCUUCAUCCCUACGACCCACAGCAACCACCACUAGGAGACACUGUGCAAGCGCAGAUUCGGGGAGCAUAUCGAAAUGACUUCUUGAACUAAUUUUAAUAUGAAGCAGGAACAGGUCAUGCAUAUGUAUAGGCUCAUUGUGAAACGUCAUGCAUAUAUAGCUCCUUACUGCUUAUAACCGUGGCAAGUUGCCGUGUCAGUUGCGAAAGACUUUGGUGGGACGAGCCCCGUUCUGCCCAGCACUAAAUAAACAUACCUACUUUACAAUC